Moesziomyces aphidis is the source of this 1071-nucleotide messenger RNA. NCBI's taxonomy places the organism in Eukaryota, Fungi, Basidiomycota, Ustilaginomycetes, Ustilaginales, Ustilaginaceae. The record is from the annotation of a GenBank genome assembly.
AUGCUUGCACAACGAUCCGCACCACCGCGAUGGGCGGUCAUCGCCUUCGCCGCGCUCGUACUCCUCGCCACCUCCACCCUCGCCGCCCCUUCCUCUACAGAAAACUCGACAUCUCCGAUACCACCCGCAAAACACCCGCACCCCCACCACAAGCACCAACAAAAACAGGUCCGAGACGAGUGGUCCUCCAUCAUGGGCUGGGUUUCCAUCGCAUGCUGGGUCUUGCCCUCUUUCAGUCAAAUGCACCAAAACUACGUCUCCAAGUCCGCAGAGGGCCUCUCCAUCACCUUUGUCGUCAUCUGGCUCGCCGGCGAUGCGCUCAACGCUGCAGGCGCCUGGUUCCAGGGUCUGCUUUGGACCAUGAUCAUCCUCGCUCUGUACUACUGCGCAUGCGACUGCGUGCUGAUCUUCCAGUACUGGUACUACUCCAAGUACUACCACCGCGGCGUCAAGAUCUCGACCAUCUCGGCGUCGCUUGAAGCCAACGAGCGCACGCCGCUCAUCGGCGACGGCAGCGUCAUCGAGGACGAUCUGUCGGCCAAGGACGAUUCGGACGACGACUCAUCGGUCCGCACCCAGAUCAUCAUGUACACCAUCGCUGCGCUCCUGGUCGUUGCCACGGGCGUGGCCGCAUGGUGGGUGGCCGAGCACUCGUACGGCAGCGACGACGACUUGCCGCCCGCCGCACCCGAGCCCGUGGGCUGGCGUUGGGACGCACAGGUGGCCGGAUGGCUCUCGGCGAUCCUGUACCUCUCGUCGCGCGUCCCGCAGAUCCUCAAGAACCGCACGACAAAGUGCGAGGGCCUCUCGCUUGCGCUCUUCGUCUUUGCCGUCGCAGGCAAUCUGACAUAUGUGGCCAGCAUUCUGUUGAAGAGCACCAAACACGACUACCUCGUAGAGAGCUUCUCCUGGCUCGUCGGCAGCCUCGGCACCGUGUUCUUGGACUUUAUCGUGCUCGGUCAGUUCAUCCACUACCGCAGGGCCAGGCGCGAGAUCCACAGGCUCCGAAGGUCCAGCAUCGCCCACCACGAGCGCGAGCGCCCGCGCAUCAACGCCACUCCCUCGGCCUGA